This is a messenger RNA of Ornithorhynchus anatinus (platypus), 2339 nucleotides long. RefSeq names its product BTB domain and CNC homolog 1 (gene BACH1). NCBI's taxonomy places the organism in Eukaryota, Metazoa, Chordata, Mammalia, Monotremata, Ornithorhynchidae. Gene Ontology annotation, molecular function: DNA-binding transcription factor activity, RNA polymerase II-specific; RNA polymerase II cis-regulatory region sequence-specific DNA binding; protein binding. The transcript has 5 exons. Bases 152 to 2296 code for a protein of 714 amino acids. The record is from RefSeq and is a predicted model, not a curated record. Gene Ontology annotation, biological process: regulation of transcription by RNA polymerase II.
AAGAAUGAGUCACCUGACCCGACGCCGACACCCACACCGACCCCGACCCUCACACCGACCCCCACCGCGGCCACGGCGCCGACGCCCAGGGCUCGACGAAGACGAGAAGCAUGCUAGCCGCUGAGGCUCCCGUCCCCGCGUGUCGUCCAGGAUGUCUGUGAGCGAGAAGACGAGCGUGGCGUUCGCCUACGAGUCGUCGGUGCACAGCACCAACGUGCUGCUGAGCCUCAACGACCAGCGGCAGCGCGACCUGCUCUGCGACGUCACCGUGCUGGUGGAGGACCGGCGGUUCCGGGCUCACCGGGCCGUGCUGGCCGCCUGCAGCAACUACUUCCUGGCGCGCGUGGUCGGCCAGGCCGAGCAGCAGGCGGAGCUGACCAUCGCUCUCCCGGAAGAGGUGACGGUCAAAGGAUUUAAGCCGCUGAUUCAGUUCGCCUACACGGCCAAGCUCACUCUGAACCGAGACAACGUGGACGAGGUCUGCAAGUGCGUGCGGUUCUUGGGAGUGCACAACAUCGAGGAAUCGUGCUUUCAGUUCCUCAGGCUCAAGUUUCUGGACUCGCCCGCCGACCCCCCGGAAUGCCCCAGGCCCGAGUGCCUCACGCCUCACUGCCCGCGCCGGGCCGGCCUCGACCUCGCCCUGUCGCGGCCCGGGGCCGCCGAGUCCGAUGACGACGUGGAGGACUUCCUGGAGAAGGAGCGGGAGCAGGCGGCGGAGGCGGGGGACCCCAGGCCCGGGGGGAGCGGCGGGGGCCCGGGCCCGGGCCCGGCCGGGGGCCGCCCGGCGGGCGAAGCCCCGGGCGAGGAGGACGAUGGGGCCCCGGGCCCGCCGUCUCUCUGCCCCAAGUACAGAAAGUUCCAGAAGGCUUUCGGGACAGACCGGGCGCGGACGGCGGAGCCGGGCCCCGGGGAGGCUCGGGCCCCGGCCGCCGCCACGGCCCCUCCCGGGCCCGCUCAGCCCGCCCGGGGGCCCGAGACCCCGGCCCCGGGCCCCGCCGACCUCCCGCCGGCGGCGAGAUGCGAAGGGCCCCCUUCGGGCCCGGGAGGCGGGGAGGCGGCCGAGGCGGAGGGCGGCGCGGCGCGCCGCCCGGAGGAGCUCCCCUCGGGGUCGCCGUUCCCCCCGUCCGCCGCCCUGGAUCCCCACGGCCUCUACUCCCUCUCCCUGUUGCCCGCCUACGACCAGUACGGGGACCUGGCCUUCGCGGGGGCGGGCGGCGCGGACCCCGGGCGGGAGCGGGCCGCCGCCGAAGGGCCCGGGGAGGCCGGCGGGCGCAGCAGCGUGGAGCGGGAGGUGGCCGAGCACUUGGCCAAGGGCUUCUGGUCCGACGUCUGCGGGCCGGACGCCGCCCGCCCCGUCCGCCUGUCGCCGGCGGCCGGGGACGGGGCCGACCAGCCGCCCGCCCCGGCCCAGAGGAGGUCCGAGUGCCCCUGGCUGGGCAUCCGCAUCAGCGAGAGCCCCGAGCCCGGCCCCCGCACCUUCGCCACCCUCAGCGCCGUCAGCUGCCCCUUCAUGAGCCACCUGGGCGCCGAGGGCUGCUCGGACGGCCCGGACGGCGGCGGCGGCGACGGGGCGGCCGAAGGGGCCCGGCGGGCGGAGGAGGGGGCGGAGGCGGCCGUGGCCUGCCAGUACGCCUGCGAGAUCGGCCUGGGGGACGAGUCGGAAACGGACACCGAGGGAGACAGCGAGUCCUGCUCGGCGCGGGAGCAGGAGUGCGAGGUCAAACUGCCGUUCAACGCCCAAAGGAUCAUUUCCCUUUCCCGCAACGACUUCCAGUCCUUGUUGAAGAUGCACAGGCUGACUCCGGAACAGCUGGACUGCAUCCACGAUAUCCGGAGACGGAGCAAAAACCGCAUCGCGGCCCAGCGCUGUCGCAAGAGAAAGCUGGACUGCAUACAGAAUCUCGAGUCGGAGAUCGAGAAGCUGCAAAGCGAGAAGGAGAGCCUGCUGAGGGAACGCGAUCACAUCCUGUCCACCCUGGGCGAGACCAAGCAGAACCUGACGGGGCUCUGCCAGCAGGUGUGCAAGGAGGCCGCCCUCAGCCGCGAGCAGAUCCAGAUCCUGGCCAAGUACUCCGCCUCCGACUGCCCCCUCUCCUUCUUCGUCUCCGACAGGGGAGGCGGCGGUCCCGACGGCCAGCCCGCGCCCCCGGCCGCCGCGGAGCCCGGCCGCGACGGGGGCCCGGCCCCGCCGAGGGACGCGGAGCCGGCGGGGCCGCCGGCCGAACGGUGCUGCCAGGGCGGGGGCAUCACGGAUUUCUGCCAGCAGAUGACGGAGAAGUGCACUACGGACGAGUAGCCCCGCGGCUCCUCCCUCCUCCCCCCGCCCCCCCCGCCCUCCU